Molecule: messenger RNA, 1227 nt
Organism: Coccidioides immitis RS
Lineage: Eukaryota; Fungi; Ascomycota; Eurotiomycetes; Onygenales; Onygenaceae
Exons: 2
Coding region: 84-482 (132 amino acids)
Source: RefSeq, a predicted model, not a curated record
GUCAACGCUGCCUCCAACCGCAUUGACGCAAGCCGUGAAGGCAUGUGCAAUCUGUGGAAUCAGGGUCGCCAGCCAAACCAUAGAUGUUCCCUCGUGUGGACUGUUCCUGGAACUGCUCGCUGGGAUCGAGAACCCCGUCGCCGACAUCUUCUCUGGUCCUGUGGUUCGCGGUGGGGUCGAAAAAAAUCUCAAUCAGCACAACCUCUGGAGCUCACAAAACGCCUUCACCGAUCUUGCCUCUCCGCCGUUGGCCAGCGCGUUGCCCCCCCGUGUGGGACCGGCCAAUGAGGCUCUGGCGGGCUCUGAGCCUCAAAGGCGAACUCACUUGGAAUGUUCUGUGGGGUAACGAGCGGUCAGCCGAUGCCCCAAUCACCACCAUACCUGCAGGCUCUUUUGGCGCCCACGAUCUGAAAAUAGCUGCCGUCCAUGCAGGCCACCAGACUCUCGCCCAAGGCCAGAAAAGGUUUUCGCUUCAUGUUUGACAUGCAACCGCGCGAUGCCUAAAUAUAACCUUGUUUCAACCUCCAUGUACGGCUUGAAAGGAUUGGAGGGGAUGGGUGAGUGCCUUGACAGGCGGUCAUUGUUUGCCUACUGAGGGCAAUGCUUUCAUGAAGGUGCAGCAGAAAAGCUUAAAUCCAAUUCUGUUGAUCACAACUUAAUCCAUUUUAUCUGUAUCUCAACUACAUUCCCAUCAACGCCAAUAAAUAAAUCAUCAGUCGUUAUUGGUAUGAAGAUGGAGUGCUUGCCUGCCCUCACCGCUAUAAUCGAGACCAGCCGAACCAAAAAAAAUCAAAGGUCAAUGUUAGGAGGGGGAAAAAAAAAGGAAGGAAAAGAAAAGAAAAAGGGUGCACCGCACAGGAAAUCUUCGAAAUUCUGCUUUAAUCUUCUCGCACCAACACCUGGACAACGGCGUCACCAUCGGGAACAGGCAAGAAGUAAUCCUUCUUGGGCACCACAUCCCUCACCGUUGUCUCAAAGAGUUCAAUCCUUCCCCCAAAUCUCCUGAUUAGACUUGAGAUUAUGAGGUAUAAUUCGGCAUAUGCGAGGCUAUACGUAUUCGAAUACCACAUCAGCUAUCACUUUCAGCCGAUUCGAAUGUGCUAUGUCUGUUGUGAAGGGGGAAAGGGGGAGAAUAAGAGAGCGUACUUGAUACCGAUACAUUGCCGCGAGCCCUUAGAGAAAGUCAUUAGAUACGGAUCUAGAUGUCUAUGUCGUUUCCCGUCCUGA